This is a messenger RNA of Fulvia fulva, 1170 nucleotides long. RefSeq lists its product as uncharacterized. NCBI's taxonomy places the organism in Eukaryota, Fungi, Ascomycota, Dothideomycetes, Mycosphaerellales, Mycosphaerellaceae. The transcript has 3 exons. The record is from RefSeq and is a predicted model, not a curated record. The coding region runs from base 1 to 1170 and encodes 389 amino acids.
AUGGAGGACGGCAGGUCUGUCACCCCAACAAACAUCAGCAUGGAGAAGCCACCGCAAGUAAGCGCCCCAUCCCAGGAAGCACCAACCACAGACAAUAUCUCUAGGGCUGCCAACGAAACUGUUCCACAGGAGCUUUGGAGCGAGAAAGAUCUGCAAAUAGUUGAGCAGAUUGCCAAUCUUGACCAAACUUGGGAACAAGUUUGUCAGCUCGCACUAAACACCGUCCAACAGCAGCACACUGUGGCCGCUACUCACUACAGGUGGCAGAAGUUCCGAGAAAUCGCGAAACCUGGCAUGCCGCCACCGUCCAUGCCGCCACCAGCUCCACCAGCGACGCACAGAAAGCGAAAGGCAACACCUUCGACGAUCGAUAUCUCAACACCGGCGACUGUCAGCGCGGAUCCCGUGUCCCCAGAACAUGGCGCCGAAACCGACGCGAAUCCCACAAAGCCCAUGACCCAACGUGGACAUGACAACGCUUCCUCGCGCAAAGUUCUAUCGCAAACGCCGCGGAAUAUCAAGCAAAGGGAACGCAUUGCAUGUGACCGUUGCGGGACCGAGGUCUCACGAUCAGGCAUCUACCAACACUAUGGUUCGGAAAAGUGCCAGUCCAUUGUGCUCGCUCGCAAGGGAGAAUCCGAAAUGGCAAGUACGUCCAACUCGCGACCAGUCACACCACCUACCGAGCCUUCGAACGACACGGACCUGCCAGAUGCCGCUGCAUCCGAUGAAACUCCAACCCCCAGGUUCACGCCGAUCAACAAGGUCUCCACUUCGACUCAAGCUGCCGUAUCAAUAUUCCCGACCCCAUCGGAACCCGCACAAGCUGCUUCAAACCCGCCGACACCUGUCAUCAAAGAGCCGGUAUUCGAUUCUCACUACGAUCGUUGCGUCCAACGAGCCGUUCAUAAAGGUGGAUACUGUCAAGAAGCAGCCCAGGAGAAAUACGCCUUUCUAAUUUUUGGCCUCCACGAGGCGCGGACCGAAGCUGCAGCCGCCGACCAAGAGGAUGAAGAGACCGGCGAGCCUGUGCAGAAGGGCAGUCGUCUGAACUGGGUCGAGCCGGAGCCACAUCGACUUGCGGCUCAAGCUGAUCCAAACUCGCGAAUACGACCGCAGACCUUUCUGUCGAAUAUCCAGAGCAAUAUGGCGGAGCUACGUCGGAUCUAA